AUGAUAUUCUCAUUAAAUGAAUUAGUCCAUUGGUUAGGAUUAACAAUAUUUGAAAUAUGGAUAAAUCUUUUAUCGGUGACAAUAUUUACAAUAUUACUAGCUCUGAAAUUAGACGAGCAUUAUUUUUUGGGUUACUCAGGCUGGUGGAUAGUAUUUUCCCCAUUAUUUAUAGCUGAUGGACUAAAUACAUAUUUUUGUGCUAUAAUAUUUAUAAGAAUGCACAUGGAAGGUAUGAUUAAAACCGGAAUAUUACGUGCGUUGUGGAGUUUAGUAUCACUAUUAUUGAUAUUUGUAUUUAAAUAUUUAUUGUGCAAAAAAUUAUCUGGUCAAAGUAGUCUUGAAUAUUCAGAAGUAUUGAGUCCGGUAUUUAUUCUGCUUCAAUUGGUCGCGGUAAGGGCUUGUCAACUUCAUUGACCAACGUAUCGUAGUCAAGAAAAUAUCCAGGCAUCGAUUGUCGUAUUUUCUUGCGGUCCAGCGGCUACUUAUUUUGACGUUGAGUUUAGAUAACAUACAAUUCAUCAUAUAUUUUAAAUAUUUUUAAUAAUAACUGUACAAAUACUUCCUUUUAUUAUGUACAUCGACAGUUUAAUCAACAUUUUUUUUUUAUUUUUCGUUCUUUUGUAAAUAUAUAAUGCUAAGAUAUUUGUAUACUGUAAAUUUAAUAAUAAUACUAUUAUUAUUAGUAAAUAAAUGAAUAAUUUUUCUAUUUAUU
Molecule: messenger RNA, 712 nt
Organism: Microplitis mediator
Lineage: Eukaryota; Metazoa; Arthropoda; Insecta; Hymenoptera; Braconidae
Product: transmembrane protein 203
Exons: 1
Coding region: 1-414 (137 amino acids)
Biological process (GO): intracellular calcium ion homeostasis
Cellular component (GO): endoplasmic reticulum
Source: RefSeq, a predicted model, not a curated record